CGGACUUCUUGGAGUUUGUUUGACAUCGACAAAUUGUAAGAAAUGAUGUGAAGAAUAUUUUUCGCUUUGCGUGUACCUAGCUCAUGAACAAACAUAAAUGACUAGGUAACAAAGAGUAUCAUAGUGAGAUACUUAAAUUUUGAUGGAAGUACGCUUAAUACACUAAAACUUUCAAGAUGAUGGCUGGAAAAGCAAUGCCCGAAACAGAAGAGCAAAACCGGAUAAGGUUUCAGGUUGAACUAGAGUUUGUGCAGUGUUUGGCCAACCCUAAUUAUAUACAUUUUUUGGCACAGCGUGGUUAUCUAAAAGAAGCUACAUUUAUAAACUACCUCCGCUACUUGCAGUACUGGCGGGAACCUGAAUAUGCUCGCUAUCUGAAGUACCCAAUGUGCCUCCAUUUCUUAGAGCUACUGCAACAUGAAGCAUUUAGAAGGGAAUGUGUCUCUGCACAGGUGUGUAAGUUUAUGGAUGAUCAAGCAAUUUUGUUGUGGCAACACUACACACGGCGGCGGACGCGCACGUUACAGCCACCGGAUGCGCCAGCGCCGCCGGCACCACCCGCGCCGCCACAGCAGGGACCACCCCGACAACAGACAUAGACAUAUCACACAUAUUUAUAGGUUAUGAAAAAUUUAUAGAAAAUGGUAAAACUUCUAUACUGCUAGAAGCAACUUCUAUAGUACAUGCUCUACCAUAAACAAAUUAAAUUGCUUUCACAUAAAACUCCAAAGAAAUGUGGGUAACACCUUAUACACUAGAAUGGUAUAUUUUCCAAGUCGCUCAAGAUAUCUAUGGUUAAUACACAUUUCAAGUAGGUAAGUCAUCUGUCAGCUGCCAGGUCCUUUCGGAGUGUAUAAUAUUCCCUGUAAUAAUUUUGGUGACAAAUAAGAAUUGUAAUACUUUGGUUCAUAUUUGUUGUUUUGGCAGUUCAACAUUUGUUUAAUUUUCGAAAAUUCUCAGUAGGUCACUAACUUUUAUAACUGCAUAAAAGUGUACCUAUGUAUCUUGCGUACAUUUUCAUCUACUAAUACGUGCGAUGUAAUAAUAAUCACAGAUAGAAAUGGUAAUAAUUAUU
Spodoptera exigua (beet armyworm) is the source of this 1075-nucleotide messenger RNA. NCBI's taxonomy places the organism in Eukaryota, Metazoa, Arthropoda, Insecta, Lepidoptera, Noctuidae. The record is from the annotation of a GenBank genome assembly.